Messenger RNA from Camelina sativa (false flax), 5032 nucleotides. NCBI's taxonomy places the organism in Eukaryota, Viridiplantae, Streptophyta, Magnoliopsida, Brassicales, Brassicaceae. The record is from RefSeq and is a predicted model, not a curated record.
GUGACUAUUAUCACUUCUGCCAACACACAAGAUGAGACUUUACCACUGUGGAGCGGUUUUUUGCAAAAAGAUGAGGGGGAAACUCAGUAAGAUGUCGUAGAAGCGAAAUAGUAGAGAUCACAAACGUAGAUUGCUCGCGGCUAAAUUUGAAUUGAGACGAAAGCUUUAUAAAGCCUUUUGUAAAGAUCCCGAUCUUCCUAGUGAUAUGCGGGACAAACAUUGUUAUAAGUUGUCCAAGUUGCCAAGAAAUAGUUCCUUUGCACGAGUCAGAAACCGAUGUAUUUCCACGGUCGCCCUCGUUCUGUAUCUGAGUUCUUUCGAAUUUCUCGUAUCGUUUUUUCGUGGAUUAGCAUCUCGAGGUUCUUUGAUGGGCAUAAAGAAAUCGUUUUGGUAGCAACCACCAAACCAAUAGAACAAAGAAAGGUUAGCUCCGCAGCUGGUCCACAAGCAAGGUAAGUAAGCCCAUUACCAGCCGGCUCCGGACCGAAAAGUAACGUAUUGAACCCUUAUCUUGGAUCGGAGAUGCGAACGGGGCGGGAAUCGAAGUGGGGGACCUCUCUACCGCUUGUGUCUAUUUCCUGUCAAGUAUGCUCCCCAUACAUAGACUACGUACAGGUAGUACUCUUGGAAAGAAAGAUAUAAUGCGUGAACAUAACAUUAAGUUACGAAUGUAACUCCCGACCACUCUUCUAAAUAUACUAAGGCGGAGAACUCUUGUUCAUUGGAGCGCCGUAGUGCGGAGGUUCUUCCCAUCAUGGAAGUCCGAGUUGGGACUGAGCCUUCCGAAUGAUAAUGCUUUGUUUCGUUGGAAAAACCAACGCAAAUCUCAUAUUGACUUUCUAUCGCCCUACUUCUAAGGAUAGAUAGAGAGAGUUACUUUAUGAAAUUAUCUCCCUUCUAAAGCAGCGCAAGUCGGCCCCCCCAGAACAAAGCCCCUACUCCCGAGAGGUAUAAAUGACUCGACUAAAAGGAGAGGUAUUUAUUACUCGAGCACUUGUUGCGAGAGGUCCAACGUAAUUUAUUACUCUUAUAAAAGAGGGAACUCGACUGAAAGGAGAGGUUGUUUACAUACUCGACUAAAAGGAGAGGUCCAAAUGGACUUCCGUGAAUUACAGUGAUCCAGUCUCACGGAUAUGGAGCUUCGCCGGAGAUGGCAGGGCAAAACCUGAUGGACCUUUUUUUUUCUCAAGAGGUGAUUUCGAGAAUCAACCAACCGACGAGACUAAUUCGAGGAUGUGUUAAAAGAGAGUCUAACCGCCAAGGCAAGUCCCAUGGAUAAGCCCAGCCUCCCUCUCGUUUCACUCUCGUUUCACUCUCGUUCCUCUCCUUACAGUCGAGCUCCUUUGUUCCUUCGGAUCUCUCGCCCAAAUGAAAUGGGAUGAAUCCAAUCAAUAAGCUUAUUGAUUGAUUCAGAGCGCAGCGAAGCCAAAUUCAAUCAAGGCAAAGGGGGGCUUACUUUUCCUGACGCUGAGUCAUCCUAUUCAAAUUUAGCUAUGCUAAUGUAACAGGAAAAGUUUUCACAGAUGAUAUGGAUCCCAAGAGAUGAGCGAGAACCUCCAAUUGCUUAAGGAUCGCACUCCGCUAUCCCGCUUGGUGGACGAGAUCUUCUCUCGGGUCAUCCAUCCUGGGUUACUGAAGGGUUGUCCGACUGCUCGGUGACCGAAUCAGAGAAGUUUUGACCGCUUUCUCUUCUCUCCAGCACUCUCGGACUGAUCAUCCAAUCCAUCUUGCUGCGACAAAGCAAGCUUAGGAAUGAAUCUCAGAAAUUUAGGUCUCUGCCCGCUUGAAAGAUUCUUCUUUCCUCUUCGGUGAAAGAGGGCAAAAGUGUGUAGGAGAAAGAAUUCUAAAAACGUCGACGCUUAAUUCGCCCCCUCCAUCCUUCAAACAAAAGUAAAAGAAAGGCUCAAAUAUCAAUAUAUAUAUAUUUGAGGAUAUUUUAGGGCCCUAGAACGCAAAAAAAGGUGGGUGAACAAGAGUUGUCACGAUAGGAAAGAGAAAUGACUAUAAGGAACCAACGAUUCUCUCUUCUUAAACAACCUAUAUCCUCCACACUUAAUCAGCAUUUAGUAGAUUAUCCAACCCCGAGCAAUCUUAGUUAUUGGUGGGGGUUCGGUUCGUUAGCUGGUAUUUGUUUAGUCAUUCAGAUAGUGACUGGCGUUUUUUUAGCUAUGCAUUACACACCUCAUGUGGAUUUAGCUUUCAACAGCGUAGAACACAUUAUGAGAGAUGUUGAAGGGGGCUGGUUGCUCCGUUAUAUGCAUGCUAAUGGGGCAAGUAUGUUUCUUAUUGUGGUUUACCUUCAUAUUUUUCGUGGUCUAUAUCAUGCGAGUUAUAGCAGUCCUAGGGAAUUUGUUUGGUGUCUUGGAGUUGUAAUCUUCCUAUUAAUGAUUGUGACAGCUUUUAUAGGAUAUGUACUACCUUGGGGUCAGAUGAGCUUUUGGGGAGCUACAGUAAUUACAAGCUUAGCUAGCGCCAUACCUGUAGUAGGAGAUACCAUAGUGACUUGGCUUUGGGGUGGUUUCUCCGUGGACAAUGCCACCUUAAAUCGUUUUUUUAGUCUUCAUCAUUUACUCCCCUUUAUUUUAGUAGGCGCCAGUCUUCUUCAUCUGGCCGCAUUGCAUCAAUAUGGAUCAAAUAAUCCAUUGGGUGUACAUUCUGAGAUGGAUAAAAUAGCUUUUUACCCUUAUUUUUAUGUCAAGGAUCUAGUUGGUUGGGUAGCUUUUGCUAUCUUUUUUUCUAUUUGGAUUUUUUAUGCUCCUAAUGUUUUGGGACAUCCCGACAAUUAUAUACCUGCUAAUCCGAUGUCCACCCCGCCUCAUAUUGUGCCGGAAUGGUAUUUCCUACCGAUCCAUGCCAUUCUUCGUAGUAUACCUGACAAAGCGGGAGGUGUAGCCGCAAUAGCACCAGUUUUUAUAUGUCUCUUGGCUUUACCUUUUUUUAAAAGUAUGUAUGUGCGUAGUUCAAGUUUUCGACCGAUUCACCAAGGAAUGUUUUGGUUGCUUUUGGCGGAUUGCUUACUACUAGGUUGGAUCGGAUGUCAACCUGUGGAGGCACCAUUUGUUACUAUUGGACAAAUUUCUCCUUUGGUUUUCUUCUUGUUCUUUGCCAUAACGCCCAUUCUGGGACGAGUUGGAAGAGGAAUUCCUAAUUCUUACACGGAUGAGACUGAUCACACCUGAUCAGUGAAAAAUUCUGACACCAAUCAUUUACAUAUUACACCAAGAAUUGACAAGCGGAUAAGUUUUCUAGUUUGCUAUGUUGAUAUAGCUUAGAUAGGGAAAAGAUAACUCCACUAUAGAGCAGGGCUGUACUUCAAAAAUCAAAAAGGGUCCCUCUCCCCCCUUUUUUAUUAAAAAAUCAAAAAAGAGGCCCCGCCCCCCAAGGCCUAAGGAAAAAACCUCUGAUAAAGAAAGAAAAAAUAUAGAACUAACCUUUACACUAUAACCAUUAAGUCAAGUUAUUAACAAUCCUAUACUAAGAGGAGAAUUCGGAUCAGCUCGGGCGGGGAAGAGGAGAGGCGAAGAAGAAGACAAUAAGCACUCAGAUUGGACCAACCUUUCAUUUAAGGUUCGUCAUUAUCUUUUCAAUCCUGACUAGAAUCAGGCUUCUCUUGAAAAAAGGUAAGGAGUUAUUCGAUCUAAUAUGGUAUUAAUCCUAGCGCCUAAGUCACCCCCGCAAGGUAGGAAGAAGAUAAAGGAGAAAGUGAACGGAGGAAAAAAAGGCGAUAAGCGAACCGGCGGGCGGUAAAAACCACAAAGAAUUUAUAUAGAAAAAUAGGUACUACCAAUAUGAAAUUAAGAAAGACAUAUAUACCUGAAACAAAAUUCUGUAAUGACUAUGUGACCAUGAAGGGAGUAGUUGAUUCGCGUUCCAAUUCAUUGGCAAAAUCCGGUAUAAAUAUAAUAAUAUAACGGGAUCGUCGUCUUGACAAAGAUGAAUAGAAAGAGUGCUUUUGUUUUUUUAAUGGUAACAAACAAUUCUUAUUGUUUUUUUUUCUUCGAAGGAAGAUCUUUCUUUGAAGAAAAAAGGUUUCCAUUUUUAAUAGAUUGUUUGUGGUUGUACCUUUACUGCAAGAAUAUAAAUGACUCGCUAUUCACUCGAGGUUUCUGGGUCAUAAUGUAGGAGAGAUGGCCGAGUGGUUUAAGGCGUAGCAUUGGAACUGCUAUGUAGGCUUUUGUUUACCGAGGGUUCGAAUCCCUCUCUUUCCGUACCUUUACCUAAUUCACCAACGUUACCGACCGCGCCAUGUAUAAAAUACCAAUCGAGACCUCUAAGAGUCAGACCUUGAUUUUCGAUUAAAGAUAAUCGUUGCUUCGCUAUCCCGAUACCAAAAUGGGAAGAUCUCCCUUCUGGGUUGGUAGAUGAAUUGUUCUGGGUAACAGGCGGUGGACAUCUUCGUUGACAGAUCUGAGUUAUCGACUUGGUCAUAUGCCCUAAAGUUACCCUAAGCCCUCGGGGCUCCAUCCGAACCUGUGACUCAACCUUCUCUUUAGCGGAGGAGAAUAGUUCCGAGUGAGUGUGCUCCCGAACCAAUGAUUUGUAUACUCUUUGCCCCAGGUACCAAUACCCAUGUCUUCCUGCUUCUUUUGAUUCUCUUACUCUUAUGAAAUAAAAGCAAAGCACACCGCUAAACAAAAAGCUGGUAUUACCAACCUUCUCAGAGGUUAGGCGAUUCAUUGAGUCGAUCAGUCAUCUUUUUCCCAAGACAACUUUAUUGUGUGUAGGCGCACAAAGGAAGAUCGUAGAAUCAGGAUUACUCGUCCACUUUCAUCGCCUUUUGUUGAUCCGUGUCAUUCUUGCUGCUUCAUUCAAUUAUUCUUUAUUCCUCCUCUCACUUGGGCGAAACACUAGAAACGGCCAUUAAUUUACGGAUCGGUCAUACAAGGAGCAUACCUACGAAUACUUCGGCGUGUGCUGCAUUCGAGUGGUUAACAGCAUACAUCUAUUCCCAAAUCCCAACGGAGAUAGAUAGUAUCCUUCUGUGCUAUCCCCUAUAUCCUCGUAGUAGGGUUGAGGGCAGCGAAGUCUCCCG